Micropterus dolomieu (smallmouth bass) is the source of this 2642-nucleotide messenger RNA. RefSeq names its product poly [ADP-ribose] polymerase tankyrase-2-like. Bases 117 to 1136 code for a protein of 339 amino acids. NCBI's taxonomy places the organism in Eukaryota, Metazoa, Chordata, Actinopteri, Centrarchiformes, Centrarchidae. Gene Ontology annotation, cellular component: cytoplasm. Gene Ontology annotation, molecular function: protein binding. The record is from RefSeq and is a predicted model, not a curated record. The transcript has 3 exons.
CCACCUAAACACAGUGUUGGAAAUUGGAAUUUCAGGUUUAGGUUGUCAAAUCAUUGAAAAAUUGGCACCAAAUGUUCCUAAUUUUGCCUUUUUUACAGUUACCCUGAAGCAAAGAAAUGAAUAUCUGCAAAAAGAUACAAGAGGCAGUCUCCCGAAGAAAAUCACAUCCUAUAAUACAGUAUAUAAUUAACAACAAACUCAACAAGCUUAAAAAGGCACUGAAGGACAACAACAUUAAUGCAUUUUACCCCUGCACAGAGUGGAAUGACUAUAUAACCCCACUGAUUGCUGCUGUUGUAAAUCACAACAGGGAUAUUUUUGAUUUCCUUUUGGAGCAGGGUGCAGACCCAAACAUACCUUCUCAAUCUGACUUAACACCUUUGCAUUAUGUCUCACUAUACAAAGCACCACUUCUUUUUGUGGAGAAACUCCUUGAAGCAAAAGCCAGUCCAAAUGGAUGUAAUCUACACCGAUUCACACCGGUGCAAACUGCUGCCAUCAAUGACAGGGAUGAUGUCUUGAAGCUGCUCAUAUCUGCUGGUGCACUGGUAACAUUGUUACCUCUCACUGAUCCUGAACAUAUUAUUUACAAUAAAAAAAUAUCUGAGAUGAUUCAUAACCUUGCAUCAAAAGGAGAUGAAAUAUGCUCCAAAAUCAGAUAUUUCAUGGAGUUGGAAAUUGCUCUCCAAGAGAAACCACCUGAAGAAGUUUUCAAAAUAUUUGACAGUCACAUGUUGCGGGAGCACCCUCAGACUCAUCUGACCAUGAUUGAAAUGCUCUUUGAUGUAAUUGUGCCGGAUGCAGAAAUAUACCACCAGGGAAGUGUUAAUUGGGUGAAGGACAAUCUGAACCCCUACAUUGCAAGUGCAGUUUGUCGCUUUCCAAACAUCCCUGAGACAAAUGUAAUUAAGGCAAUUAAGAGUUUAUGUGCAGUUUUCCAAGCAAUGGAAGACAUACCAAAUGAGCAAGCUUUGGCUAUAAUCCCAGAACUACUGGAACAGCUUUGUUCAAAAGAGAAACUUGCUUUAUAUCGAGUUGUUCUGGAAACACUGUCGGCAAUAACACAAAAAACAAAAGGCACAGAUGACUGGGAUCCCAUCUUUAUUAAGAUGUUAUGUCAAAAAGUCCUUUUGUAGAUAUCAAGCAGUCCCAUGCCAUUAUAAAAUCCACAUUAAGCAUUUUAGCAAAGUUACUUUCAGUUGAACAUGUGGCUGACAUGUUAAAAGCACUGGAGUUAACUUCAGUACCCGAGGACAUACUGACAGAGAAUGACCAGCUGAAAGAAGAAGAAAUCAAUCAACUGAAAUCCCAUUUCAGCACUCCAAAUGUGAAAUAUGACCUGUCACCUGGAAAGAAAAAGUCAGAAAAACAAGAAGACCCAACUGAUGAAGUUUGCAAUACUGCAACUGCAGCAGCUCCUAUUGUGGAGUCAACUUCAAAUGCUAAUCCACACAAAUGGCUGCAGAUCAGCAAGAGGUGGAGGGAAAAGUUAGAGAAGCUUAUUAGCUCUAGUGAAAGUAAAGUCACCAGGGUUGGAAGCCUGAUUUAUGUGAAUAAAGAAGAAUUCCGCAUAGCAAAGAGAAGUGAUGGUACUGAAGUCUUCUUGGGGCUGAUGGGGCGGAGAUGACGGCACUGAAGUUGCUAUUAAGAGAAUGUCUAAAUGCAACUAUCAAGUGCUGAAGAAUGAAGAGGGAUUUCUGCGACUUCCAGAGCUUGAUCAUCCAUCUAUUGUACGAUACGUUGACUUUGCAGAGGAUGAGAACUUUGGAUAUCUUGCUCUUCAACUUUGCGAAUUUACGCUUGAAGAAUACAUAGAAAUAAAUUAUGAAAGUCUGCUGGCAAAUAAACUGGUCAGACUGGUCAAACUGGUCAAACUGGUUUUGAAGAGCUUAAAGGUGCUUCAUUGUGAAAAUCCUCAAAUUCUCCACAGGGAUAUUAAACCACAGAACGUUUUGAUCGAUGUUACCGGGAGGUUAAGAUUAGCUGAUUUUGGCAUUAGUAGACAAUUACUUCAAGGACAAACGACUUACCACACAAGAAGGGCAGGAACAAAAUGCUGGAUGGCCAAGGAGACUUUAGAAGGAGACGCUGACACCAUACAGGUGGAGCACUGAUAUUCAGGUGUCAGGGAUGCUGAUUUAUUACAUUCUUUCUGGAGGACACCAUCCUUUUGGCAAAAAGUCCUUUGAAUGUGAGUACAACAUUCAUAAAGGGAUUUACACUUUGGACCAUCUUCAAGACGUGGUCGCAAGGGAUCUUGUCAUGUGGAUGAUUCAGGAAGAACCAAAGAGCAGGCCUAAAGUGGAAGAAUGCUUGAGUCAUCCCUUCAUCUGGACCACUGAGAGGUACAGUCACAUUUAUCAUGUAUAAUGGCUGUAUGUGUUUCCCCGUGCUGUGUGUUCCUCUUUGGUCCUCUAGUUCUGCCCCAGGUGUGGUACAUCUGAUCACUGAAUGAUGUCCACCUGGCCUUGGACGUCGGUCUUUAAAAGCUCCUUGCGCCAGCAUCAGAGAGGCUUUUUGAGUUGGGACUGCUAGUCCUGAUGCCUCUCAGCCGGGGAUUUUGUGUUAUGAUUUUGUGUUUUUGUAUUCUUGAUUUAUCGUCUUAUUAUGUUAAUAAAUCCCAUGGAUUUGGUUGUUGUAAA